Eremomyces bilateralis CBS 781.70 is the source of this 3291-nucleotide messenger RNA. RefSeq lists its product as uncharacterized. Gene Ontology annotation, molecular function: protein binding. NCBI's taxonomy places the organism in Eukaryota, Fungi, Ascomycota, Dothideomycetes, Eremomycetales, Eremomycetaceae. Bases 1 to 3291 code for a protein of 1096 amino acids. The transcript has a single exon. The record is from RefSeq and is a predicted model, not a curated record.
AUGAGACGACACGGCCCAUUCGGCUGUUCUUUCAUACUGAUUGCGCUGGUGUCCUUGGCUGGAGCCCGCCAGCUACCGUACAAUCCAGCCAAAAUUCUUCGACCUCCUCAGCGAGAGGAGCUCGCAUAUGUGUUCCGUCCCUCUUCAGACGGGGAGCAGUUCGAGUUCACCUCAAUCGACUUAACCUCGAACAUUCAAUCUUCAGACCUCCGAGAAUCCGUGCUAUACUCAACGUUGCCAUUUCUCACCAGCCGACAUGACGGCUUCACAACGGCAAUGGGAGAGGACGGGGAGAUCACAGUUGUGUCAGGAAAUUGUCUCUCUCCAACUGGGCCGCAAAUCUGGAAGUUUUCCCCGGACGAGAACUCAAGAGAAGGGAACGGCACAUGGAUAAAGCAAUCUCUCACGACGCAUAAUCUAGAUCCAGUGGCAGGCGUAGCACCAGUCCCCUACUACCUAGCGUCGGGGAUAAGUUUCACGUCAUUACUAGGCGAGGCCACUGGAACGGACGACACCUCGACGACUUAUAUCUUUGGCGGGAUGUGCUCCAAAUCCGAGUCGACCGAAAUAUCAACGUGGCAGUCUGAUGCGACAUACAGCAAUACCAUGUUCAAGAUCGAUCGAGAGGCCGACGCUUCCAGGCUCGCAAUUAGCGCCUCGAGCAGUCGAGGUCCUCCCAUUGCGGAAGCUGGAUUCAGCAUGACAAGUCUUUUACCUACGUUCUCUAAUAACUCUGAUGGAUCGAGCAACCAGCAACGAGACUACGUUCUCGUCGGUGGCCAUACAGCAUCAGCUUUCAUCAACAUGAGCCAAGUGGCGCUUUUCUCUUUGCCGCAGGAAACAUGGACGUUUCUUCCAGUCUCACAGUCUACAGCUGGCCGAACCGACUUGGCACUCAAAAGAGACAUAGAGGAAGUCGAACCUCGAAGCGGCCACACGGCUAUUUUGUCAACAGACGGAACCAAAAUUAUCGUCUUCGGAGGAUGGAUUGGCGACAUAGAUACUCCAGCCGCACCUCCGCUAGUGGUGCUGACGCUGGGAGAAGGUUAUGGUGGUAAAGGUCGGUGGACAUGGAGUAUACCAAUUGCUCCUAGCCCGCUACCGGGGUCAAUAAGCAUCUAUGGACACGGCGCUGCCUUACUUCCAGGCGAUAUUAUGAUGGUUCUCGGUGGCUACCGGAUUGGAGAGUCAAUCCAACAACGGAUCCGAGCAAGACAGCGCCAGGCGAGCGAAAUCAAUACGAAGGCCUUCUUCUUCAACGUCUCUUCCUCUACCUGGCUCGAAGAAUACACACCACCAGAGAGCUGGAGCUCGGCUGCCCAGCACAACGGACCUCUCUCCUCAACGUCUCAAAAGGCGGGACUUGGCGCGGGUCUCGGAAUUGGCGGUGCCAUUGUCCUUGGACUCGCCGUCUUCUACCUGUUCUUCACGAAACACCUGAGACGUCGACGCGAAACGCAAGAACGCGAGGUCGAAGAACUUGAGAAGGCCGCCCACCGAGACCAUAUGCGCGAAAUGUCAUGGCGAGGUCCUCCGGGACACACGGCAGUGGAUACUCUCGACGGCGCUUACGAUCCAUUUUUGUAUGGAGACCACGUUGAGAGUCCGUACGAUGUCCUUCAAACACGGCGACCGUUCACUGUUCAAGACGCGGAACGGACGGGUCUCUUGUUGGAUGUACCCAGCCCAACCCGAGGGUUGCGGCGGAGCCUGGCGAGACGCUCCCACCCACAAGGUGUGGGCAAACAUGUUUCACGACAUUCAGGCCACAUCCAUCCAAUUGAGGAGAGAGAGGAGGAAGAAUCUCUCGCAAGCAACGAGCAUGACGUCCAACCCGGAGAAUGGACGGCGAGUGGUGAAAUGAGUGAAAUCAAAACACUUCACCGUCCUCAGCCAAAUGUCAGGACGGGUUUGACACCGCUCGGAUUUCAUCCUGUCCCAACAGACUCGGAUAUAAGAGCGGCAGGUGCAGAUGGAGAUUUGGACCACAUCCCUCGGUCGCCAGCAGAAGAGCGCAAACACGAAGUCCAGUCUUGGGCCGAGGAGUGGGAGCGCGCAGCUUCGUCAAUAAUAGGGCCUAGUCAAAAUGGGCCACCAUCGUCCUCCAACUCUCGACAUGCUGGUCGGACCUCGCCCACUAAAUCCGAUCGAACAUCGUCCACUCUCUCCGCCAAAUCUUGGGUUUCCAAUUUAUCAACAAACGAUGACCAGAACCACUCCUCGUCCAACACCACCAUCACCGGAGCCGUUGCAACCCUUUCGCGAACUCUCUCGGCUCGAAUCAACUCCGUCCUGGUCAAUCCGUUCGCCACCCCUGAGCCGAGUCCUACACGGGAUGGUGGGUUCGGACUUCCAGAAUCGAAGCGUCCUCAAAGAAACAGUCAGGGUGCUACCAGCUUAUUAGGGGACCGCUCUUCACAACCGAGUCCGACCAAAACCCUUGAAAGCUCUGCCGCUGGUGGCGACCCUUCAGAUGGAAGUGAACGUGGCUCAAGUGCUGGUAAAGGUGCGGCAGGAGAUGCCGAAUCAUUUUCCACAGCAAAGACAUCAUUUGCCAAACUGCAGUCGGAGGGGGAGGCGUUGCUCGGCGGACCGCGAGCCGCUGGAACGCGAUCAACGAAAACGGUCGCAGGACGCCAUCCUGAAUCAUCUGUCGAGUCUGGCUCCAAGAUCCACCCGGAGGAAGAAGGCUCCCCUGAACGAGCCGGGUUUUGGUCCGGUAGCGUCCGACGAGUCCUAGGAACCAAGGGUGCGGCCGCUCCAAGCAGGAAGAGCGGCUCGACCAUUUCCGCUGUCAAAUUACGCCGGGCCCGUCGCAAAUCGCUGGUUGAUGGUGGCGCGGGUCCUGAGAUGCGGGAGCAGAACCAUGGACUUUCUACGGCGAUGGGAACGCCCCGACGUGCCGUGUCGGAUGCUGGAUUCUGGCGUACGCGGAAAGGCGCGAAAGAUUGGGAUUGGGAUGAUGACGAGCCAAGUCUGUCAGCCGCUUUUGGUGGAAGACGGAGCGGAGAUGAUUGGGGAGCACCGGACGAUAGUGAGCCGGCUAGGAAUCAGAAGCCGGCGCCGAAUGAACCCGACGCCGGGGAACAUAAAGGGAGGGAGGAGGAUUGGGAUGUCGAAGCGGCAGUCGAGAACCGCGUUGUACAGGUCAUGUUCUCGGUGCCCAGGACGAGAUUGCGGGUCGUGAACGCGGACGCAGAUGAACAGCGGAGCUUGAUGAGCGUUGAGGACGACAGCAACCCUCGACAUCCGGGUCUAGAGAAGGGUAAAGGGAAGGAACUGGACUGUUGA